Messenger RNA from Ziziphus jujuba (common jujube), 2120 nucleotides. Its product is annotated as coiled-coil domain-containing protein SCD2. Lineage: Eukaryota; Viridiplantae; Streptophyta; Magnoliopsida; Rosales; Rhamnaceae. Bases 206 to 1885 code for a protein of 559 amino acids. Gene Ontology annotation, biological process: cytokinesis by cell plate formation. The record is from RefSeq and is a predicted model, not a curated record. The transcript has 17 exons.
GUGUCAGUCCCGUUCCCUCACGAUUCCGUACCCUCUCUCUUCUCCAUUUCUUCCUAUUUUCUCAAGCCCUUUUCUAUUUUCUCGAGAAAAUCUAGGCUUCACUCCGCAUCGUGAUCAACUCCACCACUUGGAAUUUACAAAACACACACACACAGUCAUAGUCAUAUAUAUAUAUAUAUAUAGACAUACGUACAAAAUUUUGUAGAUGGAUCGGAGAAGACAAGCGAGUCCGGUGUACACGCGGCAGUGGAGCGGAGGCUCAAGCAGCACUGGUUCUUCUUCUCCGGCGAUGUCUCCGGCGCACCCUACCUCCCGCCCCGGUUACUCUACCAUCAAGCGGACCCAAAAUGUCGCCGCUAAAGCCGCGGCUCAGCGGCUGGCUCAGGUUAUGGCUUCGCAGACCGCAGCAGAUGACGAAGAUGAUGACGACGAUCUCGGAUUUCGGUUCGCUGCUCCGACUCCUCCUUCUUUCUCGAGCAAUUCUUCUGUUAACUCUUCGAAUGCUUCUAUCCCUUCGAUUUCGGGGCCUCGAGCUAAUAGAUCUCCUUCUCCUGCGUUAGGUCGGAACUUUGUAGAGCAAAAUACUACUUCAGUUCGUUCCACGUCUGCUGGAAGAUCAUCAAUGUCUGUUCGCUCAGCAACGAUAGUGCCGACGAGCAGACCCACCUCGCUAAGAACUCCAAUGUCUAUACCUCCACUUGAACCUCCUACUAAUAGGAAUAGUAAUAAAAGGUUUACGGCAGAUAUUGGACAGCUCAACUUAAAAUCCUCCGGAGAUCAGCGUGAAGCUUCGGCUCUUCGUGAUGAACUCGACAUGCUACAAGAAGAGAAUGAGGUUAUACUAGAUAAGCUUCGCAGUGCAGAAGAAAGGCAUGAGCAAGCAGAGGCAAGAGCGAGGGAACUUGAGAAACAGGUUGCUUCCCUUGGAGAGGGUGUAUCCCUGGAGGCCAAAUUAUUGAGCAGGAAGGAAGCAGCCUUGCGUCAAAGAGAGGCUGCUCUCAAUGCUGCAAAACAAUCCAAGGGUGGGAGAGAAGAAGAAAUUGCAGCCCUUCGUUCAGAACUUGAGAACUUCAAGGAUGGGGCUGCAACUGCAGUGGAACAGCUUCGAGAGGCAGAAUCUGAGGCAAAGGCUCUUCGUUCAAUGACCCAACGAAUGAUUUUGACUCAAGAAGAGAUGGAGGAAGUUGUUCUGAAGAGAUGCUGGCUUUCUCGCUACUGGGGUUUAGCUGUACAGCAUGGCAUAUGUGCAGAUAUAGCAGUGUCGAAACAUGAGCACUGGUCCUCGUAUGCUCCUCUUCCAUUUGAAGUUGUGAUUUCUGCCGGACAAAAAGCUAAGGAGGAAUCUUGGAAUACAGGUGCUGAUGAUCCUGAUAGAAGCAAGCUUGUUCGGGACUUAAGUGAUCUUACAGGGGAAGGAAAUAUUGAGAGUAUGCUUUCAGUGGAAAUGGGUUUAAGAGAAUUAGCUUCUCUAAAGGUUGAGGAUGCUGUUGUGCUUGCUUUGGCCGUGCACAGAUGUCCAAAUUCUGUUAGACAGUCCAUUACAGAUUCCAAGUCACCUGGUGAUCCCAAGUUUUUGGAGGCAUUUGAACUAGGUGAAGAGGAGGGUGAAGAUGUUCUUUUCAAAGAGGCUUGGCUUACUUACUUUUGGAGAAGAGCUCUUGUACAUGGUGUUGAAGAGGAUAUUGCAGAAGAGAGGCUCCAAUUUUGGAUCAGCCGCAGCGGACAGCCACCAACUUCACAUGAUGCUGUGGAUGUGGAGCGAGGUCUAUUGGAGCUGAGGAAGCUGGGUAUAGAACAGCAACUUUGGGAAGCAUCCCGUAAGGAAAUUGAUCAACCCCAUUCCGUUGCUAAUCACAAAUCCACCAUAUUUUCAGAGUAUAAUUAGCCGUAGAUUUCUUCUUGGUACGGUGUCUAAUUGUCUAUUCUUUUUCUAAAUUUUCUUUUUCUCUUUUAUUUCUUCUUGGACAAUUUUGUUUUUGUUUUCGUUUUGGUUUUUGUUAUUUUGUAUAAAAUGCCCUUUCGACAAUGCGAUAUUUAUUGUUGAAUCCAUCAUACAAGAAGCUGUACAAGCAAAAUUGCAUUUAAAGUCCGAGUAUAAAUUCAUUUUUUAUUUAAUUGAA